This is a messenger RNA of Ailuropoda melanoleuca (giant panda), 2147 nucleotides long. RefSeq names its product keratin 9 (gene KRT9). Lineage: Eukaryota; Metazoa; Chordata; Mammalia; Carnivora; Ursidae. Gene Ontology annotation, molecular function: structural molecule activity. Gene Ontology annotation, cellular component: cytoskeleton. The record is from RefSeq and is a predicted model, not a curated record. Gene Ontology annotation, biological process: epithelial cell differentiation; intermediate filament organization. The transcript is spliced from 8 exons. Bases 1 to 1887 code for a protein of 628 amino acids.
AUGAGUUGCAGGCAGUCCAUGUCCUCCCCGUGGAGCCGCAACAGCUCUGGGGGCGCUGGGGGCAGCAUGAUGUCCUCAUUCAGCCGCAGGAGCUGCUCAGGGGCUGGUGGAGGAGGGGGCCGAUUCAGCUCUUCCAGUAGCUAUGGAGCGGGGAGCUCUGGGGCCUGUGGGAGGGGAGGUGGUGGCAGUUUUGGUUCCAGCUACGGUGGAGGAUCUGGGGGUGGUUUUAGUGCUGGUAGCUUUGGUGGACGUUCUAGGGGCUUCGGUGGUGGCUCUGGAGGAUGCUUUGGGGGUGGAUCUGGAGGAGGCUUUGGGGGCUCCGGGGGCUUUUGGGGUGGAUCUGGAGGAGGCUUUGGGGGAUUCGGCAGUGGCUUUGAUAGUGGUGCUGGUGGUAUUCUGGGUGCUGAUGAGAAGACCACCAUGCAGGGCCUCAAUUCCCGGCUGGCCUCCUACUUGGAUAAAGUGCAGUCCCUGGAGAAUGCCAACAAGGAACUGGAGAAUAAGAUCCGUGAAUGGUAUGACAAGCAGGGGUCCAGGGUCUGCCACAGGAAUUACUCCCCCUACUAUGACACUAUUGAAGACCUCAAGAACCAGAUUGUGAACAUCACAGUGAACAGCAAUAAGACUGUCCUGGAUCUUGACAACACUCGCAUGACACUGGAUGACUUCAGGAUGAAGUAUGAGAUGGAGAACAGCUUGAGACAAGGAGUGGAUGCUGACAUCAAUGGCUUGCGGAAGGUGCUGGAUGAUCUGACGAUGCAAAAGUCUGACCUGGAGAUGCAGUAUGAGUCUCUGCAGGAGGAACUGAUUGCCCUAAAGAAGAAUCAUGAGGAGGAGAUGAACCAGCUGACUGGGCAGAACUCUGGAGAUGUCAGUGUGGAGAUAAAUGCUGCUCCUGGCAAAGAUCUCACCAAGAUCCUUAAUGACAUGCGUGAGGAGUAUGAGCGGAUCAGUGCUAAGAACCGUAGGGACAUUGAAGAGCAAUAUGAGACUCAGAUGAGCCAGAUGGAGCAAGAGGUGACGAGUAGUGGCCGGGAGAUGGAGUCCAACCACAGGGAGGUGACCCAGCUCCGGCAUAGCAUCCAGGAGAUGGAGAUUGAACUGCAGUCUCAGCUCAGCAAGAAAUCGGCCCUGGAGAAGUCUUUGGAAGACACCAAGAACCGCUACUGUGGCCAGCUGCAGCAGUUACAGGAGCAGAUCAGUAACCUGGAGGGCCAGAUCACUGAGAUCCGGGAAGAGAUUGAAUGCCAGAAUCAGGAAUACAGCCUUCUGCUCAACAUCAAGACACGGCUGGAGCAGGAAAUUAAGACCUACCGCAGCCUCCUUGAGGGUGGCCAGGAGGACUUUGAAUCUCAUGAAUCUGGACGAAGUCACUUUGGAGGUGGCAGAAAUAGAUAUCAAGGUGGAAGCGGAGGCAGUCAUGGAAGAGGAUCCUGGGGAGGAAGUGGUGGCAGCUAUGGUGGAGGAAAUAGUUCUGGAGGAGGAAGUGGAGGCAGCCACGGAGGAGGAAGUGGAGGCAGCUAUGGUGGAGGCAGUAGCUCUGGAGGAGGAAGUGGAGGCAGCUACUUAGGAGGAAGUAGCUCUGGAGGAGGAAGUGGAGGCAGCUACUUAGGAGGAAGUAGUUCUGGAGGAGGAAGUGGAGGCAGCUACUUAGGAGGAAGUAGUUCUGGAGGAGGAAGUGGAGGCAGGGGAGGAAGUGGAAGCAGCUAUGGUGGAGGCAGCAGCUUUGGAGGAGGAAGUGGAGGCAGCCAUGGAGGAGGAAGUGGUGGUGGCUAUGAAGAAGGAAGUGGAUCCAAAGGAGGAAGUGGAAGAUCAUCUCAGUCCCAGUCCUAUUCCUCCAAAUCUGGUGAAUGUGAUGAUAAACAAGGCUCCCAGAAUCAACACUAGAGCUCCUGUAAACUUUCCUGGCCCUGGCCCCAGCUGAGUGUCCUCCAGACAGGCAGCCCCCUGAAGAAGUCUGCUUGUUGUCUUCUGGCAUCAGGAAUAGCUGGCAAUGAGCCCCAGAGCUCAUUUGGGACUGGGCUGAGUGGGCAUGUAUGCCUCUAGCUGCCCAUUGGCUCCCUCCCUUGGGAGAGUUGGGGAGACCUCUCUUCCACUGUCUGGUCUGGGGCUGACCCCCCUCCCUGCCUGAUCUCAAGCUCCUAAUA